This is a messenger RNA of Nicotiana attenuata, 963 nucleotides long. RefSeq lists its product as uncharacterized. NCBI's taxonomy places the organism in Eukaryota, Viridiplantae, Streptophyta, Magnoliopsida, Solanales, Solanaceae. The record is from RefSeq and is a predicted model, not a curated record. Bases 1 to 963 code for a protein of 320 amino acids. The transcript is spliced from 2 exons.
AUGCUCGCGGACUAUUUCAUCAAGGUUUAUGCCGGGGCCAGAAAAGUACAGGCUCGAAAAGCCGAUAUAUUCAGGAUUGCGCAAUGGGAGUCCGAGUUACUACGAGAAUUUGUUACCCGAUUCCAGAAGGAAAGAAUUUUGCUCCCGGCUAUCCCGGAUGAAUGGGCAACUGAAGCAUUCACCAAGGGAUUGAAUCUGAGAAGUUCAGACGCUUCUCGAAAACUGAAGGAAAGCCUACUUGAGUUUCAAGUAACGACUUGGACGGAUGUCCACAACCGGUAUGAGUCAAAAAUAAGGAUCGAGGAUGAUCAGGUUGGUUUUCCAUCAUCGACCAAAGGACGGGAGAAGAACAGAGAAAAAUCAAAAUUUGAUUAUGACACGGACAGACGAAAUGCGAGGGGCCAAUUUUUUCCCUACGAGUGGACUAAAAGACGUGGCAGAAGCUUCCGUACAACGAUUAGUUUUCCGCUGACAAGAGGACUGAUCGUGGUCGGAACGAUAGAACACUGCAGGAUAAAGAUACUUCAGGGUCACUGGAUCCUUCUUACCCCAAGUUAUCAAAAUACAACUUCAACAGAUAACGCGAAACCCUCCAACGUAGGAAAAGAACCCCCACGCCAAACGAUAAAUAUGAUCUUCGGAGGGAAUGAGAUUAACGGGGUCACCUUUUUGGCACCAAAGAAGGCGAAAGUAUCAAUAACUCAUAGUAAAAGGCUCUGGGAAGACGAUAUCACUUUUACAAAGGAGGACGCAGACGUAUUGCUGCUACCACACAACGACGCACUGGUAAUUUAUUUAAAUAUGCUAGGUUUUAAGAUUAAACGGGUUCUAGUGGAUCCAGGAAGUUCGGCUAAUAUCAUACAAUGGAGAGUAUUCGAGGAAGCUAAACUCACCAGAAGCAUCAUUCCGGCCAUGAAGCUCCUCGCCAGAUUCAGCCUCGCAAGUGUGACUGUUGAUACCUAA